Molecule: messenger RNA, 1285 nt
Organism: Pungitius pungitius (ninespine stickleback)
Lineage: Eukaryota; Metazoa; Chordata; Actinopteri; Perciformes; Gasterosteidae
Gene: pop5
Product: POP5 homolog, ribonuclease P/MRP subunit
Exons: 5
Coding region: 238-738 (166 amino acids)
Biological process (GO): tRNA 5'-leader removal
Cellular component (GO): ribonuclease P complex
Molecular function (GO): ribonuclease P RNA binding
Source: RefSeq, a predicted model, not a curated record
UCUUUAAACCUUUGCUUGCCACCCAUAACUUGUUAUGAAAGGGUCGUAUCCUUCUUUAUUCAUUUCCGUUCGGGAAAAAGCAUCAAAUGGUGUCAAUAUUUUGACUCAAACUACUUUGUGUUUCUUUGAGUAUAGCAUGCAGUACACUACAGCGCCGGUUGGCGCUAGUGCAACUCUCCAGGCGCUAGAGCGCUUUCUUUUGACGGAAGUUCCCACAGAAGAAGAACAAGAGCCGCGAUGGUGCGAAUGAAGUCCAGGUAUUUACUGUGCGAAGUCAUCGUUCCGGACAGGAGCCGCUUGUUGCUGCUGGAUGACCGAGCUGUUGCUACGUCAGUGAAGGCAGCGGUGGCUCGCAUUCACGGGGACUACGGGGCAGCACUCUGCAGCAUCAGGUUCUCUGUCAAAUACCUGAAUGCUCAUACUGGAAUAGUAUUCCUGCGUUUCCCUAAAAGAUGUUACAAACUCCUCUGGUCUGCAUUGCCUUUCAUUACCAGUAUUGAAACUCGUGGGCAGAACAUUGAAUGUUUCCUGAACUGCUUGCAUGUGGGAGGAACAAUUAGAACCUGUCAGAAGUUUCUGAUCCGAUACAACACCCAGCAGCUCCAUCGUAUGCUACCUAAAUGUAAAAAUGAAGAAGAAAAACAACAAGUAAAGAAAGCUAUUCUGAAGUGCACUCUAACAAGAGGAAACAGGGAAGAAUUGGAAGAGGAAUUAUCAAGUGAUGACGAUGAAGAUUGACCCAACAGUAAAAGGCAACAGACAAUGUUGGUUUUAGGCCUGCAUUUAAACAUAAUUAACACUGGAAAUAUGUUUUAUGAUGCAGCUGCUUGGAGCCGUUUGUAAAUAUAUCUUACUGACUGCAUGCCAGUCUUCAAUUCAGGGUCAAAUUAGAUAUUUGUUACAUGAUUUGAAUUGGCAGGAUAGUCUGUCGGCAAAAAUAUAACUGCAAUCUCAUAGCACAAAAUAGGACUGGCCUAAUUCUGAGAAUCAGUUUUCAUUUGUAUUUAUAUUAUGUUUUAUGGUUCAUAUUUUGUCUACAAAUAAACGUAUUUUUGUCUGUACGUUGUCCUUAAAAUUAACUUUGUAUGCACCUAUACAUUCACACAAUUGAUUGCUAAAUGAUUGUUUAAAAUGUAAAAUAAUCAACAUAUCUAUUGAUAUAGUCUACAUUUUACAAUCUUUAACAACGACCCUACCGUGUCAAGAUGCUGAUGGCUUAAUCUGUGUAUUAUCCCAAACCAUAAACUGUAUAAUUAAACCCCUAAAAACCUGGCAUAUUCGUUCA